AUUAUUUUUUCUCUCUCCAUAAUUUAAGAUGACAGAACCAGAACCUGAGCAAGCCACUCCAUCCUCCAGCAUUAACGUAUCUGCGGAGCCAGAAGUAAAGUUACCCGAGCCUAGUUCAGAACAUGCUGUUCAAGUGGAACCAGUCCCGGAAUGGUCUACAGCCGUCGUCGAGUGGGGAGCAGCUUGGGAAGUUCAUCUUUUAUGGACUUGGUACUGUGUUUAUACUAACGGCUUUAUAUGGGAUCGUAUCGAUGCUACGACUGCGACACACCUCUGGGCACAAGAAAGUCGUCCAUAUUAUAAACUUCAGUCUGUUAUCAGUAUUUGGCUUUUCGAGAGGGCUGUUUCUUGUCAUUGAUGGAUAUCACUAUAGAAAGAUGUUACCUCCGAUAGCGGUGAAAUUGCUAUGGGGCGUAGGCCACCCUUGUAUUAUUACGCCUUAUUCUCUUUUGUUUCUAGUGCUCAAGAAUGCUUUGAGUAUGCGCCAACGUUUUAAGACUUGGUACACAACGAAAAACAUCACCAUGACGGCUCUGUCUUACUUCAUGUUCGUUGGCAUAGCUGAAAUGACCGUAGCGUUUAUACCAUCGCUAAAAGUCCUAACAUUCCUCUGUCAACUGCUAUACUUACUUUUUACUCUUCUGCUGCUAUUAUUCUACGGUUUUGUGGCACGAGUAUUGUGCAAAAAGAAACGGAGUGUGAAAACUGGAAUGAACGAGUUUCGACGGAGGAAGAGCGAAGGGACAGUAUUUCAAUCCAUGCUAGUUGUCUGCAAUAUGGUUAUAGUUGGCGGGUUUUUAUUGUGUAUAUCACAACUCUACGGCAUGGCAGGAGUUUACGGAGUGUUUUCUAAUGCUUAUAACGUCGCUCCAUGGCCAUGGUAUGCCUUCAAUACCGCGCAACGGGUUUUUGAACUAUACAUGGCGAUACUUCUCCUAUGGAUUUUGUCCAGCAGUUCCAAAGUCUCAUCAACCGACAGCAACCAAAACACCUCGUCACUGAAUGACAGAUCAGUGGAGCAACAUAGCACUGGGGAUAUUAUAGUAAAGAGGCAUUUAAAUCGCGAGAACUUUUGUCGCAAAGGGGUCACGACAGAGCUAAGCUUCCCAGGGUCGACUAUGCCCGAGAUUCAUACAUAAUUCCAGAUGGAAGUUCAUAAUGAACAAGGAAAAUAAUCGCAAAUUCAUUUUAUGGUCAUACUCAGCUAAGUAGACACGGCAGACAACUCAAUGCCGAAAAAGAAGAUUUAAUGGAUAAUCAAAGAACAUAGAAUUAAUCUGGAUUUAUUUAGCGUGUUUGCACUGACACUUAAAGAAGAUGUUCACUCAAGGUAGUGUUGGUCCGAAACUCCCUCUCUACUAACACGUUAGAGGGCAGCGUUUCGGACCGACAUUAAGAAUGGCUGCUCAGGAGACUAACGGUACGGUAGCACUGUAAUGGCUUUCUUAAGCGCGACUCAACCAAUUGAAACGCGUAGUUAGAGCCAAGGUGAAAAUGUGCGGCUACGAACUCAUUAUCAAUGUGAUGGUGACCGUCUGUGAUGUUUAUUCUAGUUGUUCCAAGAUGUGCAUAAAAAUUACGAGGAACCAAUGGGGUUUGGCCGACAAAUACAAAAGUAAAUUAUCGAAUCCACUAUAGUGAUAAUACUUAUGAAUAUUGAACUCUGAAAAACUGUUCUAAAGAUAUAUUGAAGCUUUUCUUGACAACAUUAACUAAUCGACAGGUUGUAACGUAAACAUUUUGAACAUCAGAGAAGAUGAGUUCGUAUUUACAUAAAAAAAUGAAUUUUGUUUUUAAAUUUAGAAAAGUAGGAUAGAUGCCAGGUUUAGACUUUGUCAUAUUAUGUCUACCACAAUUUAUACUAGAUUCUGUUAGACGGAAAUAGAAUGUUGACAUAAAAGUCUUUAUAAAUAAUAAAUAUUUU
This is a messenger RNA of Actinia tenebrosa (Australian red waratah sea anemone), 1924 nucleotides long. RefSeq lists its product as uncharacterized. The record is from RefSeq and is a predicted model, not a curated record. Lineage: Eukaryota; Metazoa; Cnidaria; Anthozoa; Actiniaria; Actiniidae.